AUUCCUCUCUCUUUUGCUCCUCCUCUUUCUCUCCUUCGUUCUCUCCACCUCGGGCUUCGCUCUCUCCUCCUCUUCCUCGAACCCUUCUCUCUCUCUCUAUCUCUCAUCGGUUUCGUUAUCGAGCUUUUUGGGGGCCUCGUCCAUGUCGAAGUCGAUCCUUGUCACCGGCGGUGCCGGGUACAUCGGGAGCCACACGGUUCUCCAGCUACUCCAGGGCGGGUUUCGCGUCGUCGUCGUCGAUAACCUCGACAACUCCUCCGAUAUCGCGAUCAAGCGCGUCGCGGAGUUGGCCGGGGAGUUUGGAAAGAACCUUUCCUCUCAGAAGAUUGAUCUUCGAGAUAAAGAUGCGCUCACCAAAAUUUUUUCUUCGACAAACUUUGAUGCUGUUAUCCACUUUGCUGGAUUGAAAGCUGUUGGUGAAAGUGUUCAGAAGCCCUUGCAUUACUAUAACAAUAAUCUAAUUGGUACGAUUACUCUUUUGGAAGUAAUGGCUGCCCAUGGAUGUAAGAAGUUAGUGUUCUCAUCUUCAGCUACUGUCUACGGAUGGCCCAAGGAAGUCCCAUGCACAGAAGAAUCUCCUUUAUUUGCUAUGAACCCAUAUGGCCGAACUAAGCUUAUCAUUGAAGACAUUUGUCGCGAUAUCCAGCGUGGUGACCCUGAUUGGAAAAUAAUAUUACUUAAAUACUUCAACCCUGUUGGGGCUCAUUCGAGCGGAUAUAUUGGUGAAGAUCCGCGUGGAAUUCCUAAUAACUUAAUGCCCUUCAUUCAGCAAGUUGCUGUUGGAAGGAGACCUGCGCUUACAGUAUAUGGAACUGACUAUCCAACCAAGGAUGGCACUGGGGUACGUGAUUACAUACAUGUGGUUGAUUUGGCAGAUGGACAUAUUGCAGCCCUGCAGAAGCUUUUUGAAGACUCUAACAUAGGUUGUGAAGUAUACAAUCUAGGAACUGGAAAGGGAACAUCUGUUUUGGAAAUGGUUGCGGCAUUCGAGAAGGCUUCUGGGAAGAAAAUCCCUUUGGUCAUGGCGGGACGACGGCCUGGUGAUGCUGCGAUUGUUUAUGCUUCAACAGCUAAAGCAGAAAAGGAGCUAAAGUGGAAAACGAAUUAUGGGAUAGAGGAGAUGUGCAGGGAUCAGUGGAACUGGGCUAGCAAGAACCCUUAUGGAUACUGUGGGUUGCCUGAUAAUUCUAACUGAGGAGAGGAUAUCAAUCGUAGAUGAGAAAUAUCUUCACCUUCUUUCCUACCUUGUAUAAAAAGAGAUGCCGCUAUUUCUUGGACUCCCCCCAUGUACAGGCGGUAUAGUUUCAGCUAAUUUCAUCAUGAUCAGUAGAUCUGAUGCUCCCUCAUAUAUAUAGGAAUAAAUUAAAUAAAUACGAGUAUGUAUGUCAUUCUGGGAGACCUUUUUUAUUUAUAUAAAUAAAUAAAGGUAUCUUUUCUGUC
Molecule: messenger RNA, 1440 nt
Organism: Ananas comosus (pineapple)
Lineage: Eukaryota; Viridiplantae; Streptophyta; Magnoliopsida; Poales; Bromeliaceae
Product: UDP-glucose 4-epimerase 1-like
Exons: 9
Coding region: 143-1195 (350 amino acids)
Biological process (GO): galactose metabolic process; rRNA processing
Cellular component (GO): cytosol
Molecular function (GO): UDP-glucose 4-epimerase activity; RNA binding
Source: RefSeq, a predicted model, not a curated record